Geosmithia morbida is the source of this 267-nucleotide messenger RNA. Its product is annotated as UTP--glucose-1-phosphate uridylyltransferase. Lineage: Eukaryota; Fungi; Ascomycota; Sordariomycetes; Hypocreales; Bionectriaceae. The record is from RefSeq and is a predicted model, not a curated record. Bases 1 to 267 code for a protein of 88 amino acids. The transcript is spliced from 3 exons.
AUGGCCUCCAUCAAGAGCUCUCUGCUCUCGCGCCUCGGCGACGAGCAGAACAUAGCUGAGCGCCACCACGGCAAGUCUCGCAGCCACAUGGCCUUCGAGAACACGUCGACCAACGUCGCCGCCGCCCAGAUGCGUAACCACCUUACCGGCCUGGCCGAGUCGGUCGCCGACCCCGACCAGAAGAAGCUCUUCGAGACCGAGAUGGACAACUUCUUCGCCCUCUUCCGCCGCUACCUCAACGACAAGGCCAAGGGCAACGUUGUGUAA